CGGGCACAGCAGCCCGAAGCGGCGCACGGCGAGCACUCCCGCGUCCCCGGCCGGGCUCAGCUCCGCAGACAAAGCCCUGCGCACCUCUGCGCAAAAGGAGCGGGCGCAGACAAAGCGGGGCAGGCGGCGGAGCGCCGCAGCAUGCGGGGCCGCCAGGGCUUCCUCUGCUGCGGGUGGGCUGCUGCUGCCGCCGCUCUUGGUUUUUUUUUUUUUUUCGCUGCGUGUGAGUGUUAUUUUUUUUUUUCUCUCUUCACCAACUUCCUUCCUGCUCCAACUGCCAGAGCUCGGGGCUGAGCGCUGACAGCAGAGGAGGACCCCGGCCGCAGGCGCCGCUCCGCCGACCAAGCCACCAUGACUGAGAAGACGCAAGAGCCUCAUGUGGAGGAUGAUGAUGAUGAGCUGGAUGGGAAACUCAACUACAAACCUCCUCCCCAGAAAACACUGCAGGAGCUGCAGGAGUUGGACAAGGAUGAUGAAAGCCUCGCUAAGUACAAGAAGUCCCUGCUGGGAGAUGGACCUGUGGUAGUAGACCCAACAGCUCCCAAUGUGGUGGUCACCCGACUCACUCUGGUUUGUGACUCUGCUCCAGGACCCAUCACCAUGGACCUUACAGGUGACCUUGAAGCACUCAAGAAAGAGACCUUCGUAUUAAAGGAAGGGGUGGAAUACAGAGUUAAGAUCCACUUCAGAGUAAACAGGGACAUUGUGUCGGGACUGAAAUACGUGCAGCACACCUACCGGACAGGGGUGAAGGUGGACAAAGCCACAUUCAUGGUUGGCAGCUACGGGCCACGGCCAGAGGAGUACGAGUUCCUGACGCCCGUUGAGGAGGCUCCCAAGGGUAUGCUGGCUCGAGGCACCUACCACAACAAAUCCUUCUUCACGGAUGAUGACAAGCACGACCAUCUCACCUGGGAGUGGAACCUGUCCAUCAAGAAGGAAUGGACAGAAUGAGUUCACCCAGUUUGCCUUCCCCCUUCCUGUCCCCUUGCCUCCUGCACCAGUCUCCAGGCCUUCGCUGCUUCUUCUGAUACACUGAGAACAACCCAGCCACCACCCCAUCAUAACCAUAAUGGGUUAAAUUGGGAAAGCACCUCCCUCCCUCCUUCUCCCCCAGUACUUCCUCCUGUUGUCCCCAUCUCUCCCAUACCAACUCCAGUCCUGGAAGUGCCUUUUCGAGGAAACAAGAUCACCUGGCAGGGGUGGACUGGUCCCUGGAAAAUCCCUCUCUUGAGUUACACUUGCCAUGUGCUCUGACUCAUUGUAAAGGGUUACUUACCUCCCGUGAUGGUCUCCUGGUCUGUGUCUGGUGCCCUACCCUGUUAAAAUCCAUCCUUGUGCAGGCAAAGCCAGUCAGGGGGAAUGCAGCUAGAUGCCGUAACAAGACUUCAGUGUCUGAGAAUAAAACCAGUUUCUUUCUUCUUUUC
Molecule: messenger RNA, 1427 nt
Organism: Zonotrichia albicollis (white-throated sparrow)
Lineage: Eukaryota; Metazoa; Chordata; Aves; Passeriformes; Passerellidae
Gene: ARHGDIB
Product: Rho GDP dissociation inhibitor beta
Biological process (GO): Rho protein signal transduction
Cellular component (GO): cytoplasm; membrane; cytosol
Molecular function (GO): protein binding; Rho GDP-dissociation inhibitor activity
Source: RefSeq, a predicted model, not a curated record